Molecule: messenger RNA, 714 nt
Organism: Cotesia glomerata
Lineage: Eukaryota; Metazoa; Arthropoda; Insecta; Hymenoptera; Braconidae
Exons: 3
Coding region: 213-539 (108 amino acids)
Source: RefSeq, a predicted model, not a curated record
ACGCGCGCUUUACUUGCGCAUGCGCAAACGCUCACAACAACACGCAGGAAUCCCUGUGGUCUUUAGUCAACCACCCAUCGGGAAUUAUAAAUUUACCAGCACAAACUUUUUAAAUUAAUCACUAAAAAAUUUAACAUUUAUUGUUAUUUCUUAUUAUUUUUGGUGAUUUAUUAAAUUACUGUCCAGAGAAUUCUUAUAAAAAAUUAAUAAAAAUGGAAAAGGCAUUUUCAAACCUCGAAGAAAGUUUAAAAAACACAGAUGAUAAAAUUGAAUCAAUUACUUGGAGACUGGAGUCUUUUGAAAAAGAAUUUCCUUCUGGAGAAAAUCAGGAUUCGGUAAUGGAAUUAAUCCAAACAGUAUCAGAAAUAACAGAAGACUACCUAAACCUCCGAAAAGAAAUGCAGGAAGUCCAGCAAAUUCAAAAAGAAUUGACUGAUUCUUUAAAAUCAAAAGUGUCUCAUGUUCAAAAGCAGUACAUGAUGCUAAAAGAGAGGGUGAUCCAGUCUCAAGCGUACAAGGACUCCAAGGAACAAAAGUAAUCCUUUUAAAGACAUGUACGUUAUAAUAGGACUGACUUCGAUGUGCCAAAUAUUCUAUUUGAUCUUAGAUCUUUAGGUAGUUAAGUUAUUUUAUUGUUAUUUAGUGUUAAUUCACCGAUACCCUUAAUAACUCUGAUAAGAUUAGCUUUUUUGGUAUGUUAUUUUGAUAAUUUAU